Messenger RNA from Sorex fumeus (smoky shrew), 1826 nucleotides. RefSeq names its product membrane associated ring-CH-type finger 2 (gene MARCHF2). The record is from RefSeq and is a predicted model, not a curated record. The coding region runs from base 460 to 1200 and encodes 246 amino acids. Gene Ontology annotation, biological process: protein ubiquitination. Gene Ontology annotation, molecular function: zinc ion binding; ubiquitin-protein transferase activity. The transcript is spliced from 6 exons. Lineage: Eukaryota; Metazoa; Chordata; Mammalia; Eulipotyphla; Soricidae.
GUCGGCUCUGCGGGCGGUGUCCGGACGCAGGUGCGGGACGGAGCCGGGCUAGCGGAGCUGACCGGACCGGCCGGGCCGGGACCAGGGCCCGGGUGCGCAGUAGGGCCUGUGCGGCCGCCCGGCCCGGCCGCGGAUCAGGUAGGGACGGCAGAGUACCUGGAUGCUUCAAACAGGGCAGCAGGAGUUGGUAGCCUUAGCUCCUCGAGGCCUCCAGGAAGCAGAAGAAGAGGUGGACUUACCCCCAGUGCUCCCCAUGGCGGUAAACAGGAGGUGAGAGCCAGGCUCAGAGAGGUCGAGUGUUUCGCCCAAGGCCACACAGCAAACUUCAAUCGUCGACCUGGGACUUGAAUGCAGAGCCAAGGAAGGACUCAGGGACCAACAGAAGCCUGUCUGGCUCCUGAGACCAUGGGUCUGGGGCCCUAGGAAGCAGGGUCCCCCCACCCACCCCCACCCCAGGCCAUGACGACGGGUGACUGCUGCCACCUCCCGGGGUCCCUGUGUGACUGCUCCGGCAGCCCCGCCUUCUCCAAGGUCCUGGAGGCCCCAGGGCUCGGCCCCCCCCAGUACGUGACGCAGGUGACCUCGCUGGACGGCCGGCUCCUCUCCACUGUCAUCAGGGCCCUGGACACGCCCAGCGAUGGCCCCUUCUGCCGCAUCUGCCAUGAGGGAGCAAACGGGGAGAGCCUGCUGUCCCCUUGUGGCUGCACGGGAACCCUCGGUGCAGUGCACAAGAGCUGCCUGGAGCGGUGGCUCUCGUCGUCCAACACCAGCUACUGUGAGCUGUGCCACACGGAGUUUGCAGUGGAGAAGCGGCCACAGCCCCUCACAGAGUGGCUGAAGGACCCGGGGCCCCGCACGGAGAAACGGACACUGUGCUGUGACAUGGUCUGCUUCCUGUUCAUCACGCCGCUCGCUGCCAUCUCGGGCUGGCUGUGCCUGCGGGGGGCCCAGGACCACCUUCGUCUGCACAGCCGGCUGGAGGCCGUGGGGCUCAUCGCCCUCACCAUCGCCCUCUUCACCAUCUAUGUCCUCUGGACGCUGGUGUCCUUCCGCUACCAUUGCCAGCUGUACUCCGAGUGGAGAAGAACCCACCAGAAGGUGCGCCUCAAAGUCCGGGACGCGGCGGGCGCCGAGGGCACCCCGCUCUCCCCGCUGGCCGCAGGACUCCUGAAGAAGGUGGCCGAGGAGACGCCAGUGUGAGGGGGCCACAGCACGGCAUCGGGGGUCCCCCCCGCCCCCCGAUCUUCCCAGGCAGUUGCACUUGGUCCUGGAGGCGCCCCACAGCCCACAGAGGCCUCUGCAACCGGGGAUGCAAGGACUUGUCCACGAGGACCAACGGGCGGAUGGGGUCGUGAGCUCAGCACAGAUCUGGGCACCACAGCCACCCAAUCUCCAGCUCCCUCCCGGUCUUCCCCCUUCCCUCUGGGCUGGCCGGGGAGGGGGGGGCUCUCCCCAGGAGGCUGAGCCUCAAGGAUCCAGUCCCCCCACCCCAGGACCUGCAACCCGGGCAGGGCCCGGUGUUGGCUGCAAGCUGCUCGCUCGCUUCCACUGCACCCGGCAGGCCCGCUUGUCUUGGCACCAUCCACUUUAUCCACUUGCACUGCGUCUUACAGACCCAGGCCCCAGGCCCGGCAGGAAGUGGAGACUCUAAGGCAGACCUCGUGGGGGUCCCUCCCAGGCGGCGGGGGAACUCAGGACCCGAGUGGUGGAGUCAGGGACUCCACACACACACACACACACACACGGGCACCAGAUUUCCACGACCUGUGAUGCACCCGAGGGCAGAAGCAGCAUCUGGGAUUCCCAGUGAAGGGGCAGGGUGCAUA